AUGCUGCAGUCUCUCUCUCAAGGUAUCCUGACCUCUCGUGGAUCGGGGCCAGUACCUUGCCAAGGUUAUAGUCCAGGCCCACCAAGAACUAGGAUAAAAGACUGCCCCAUCAAGCUGUAUUUCGUCAUUGACACCUCAGAGAGCAUCGCCUUGCAAGAGGCCCCAAUUUCAAUACUGGUGGACAAGGUCAAGAAUUUCACCAAGAUCUUUGCUCAGAAGCUGGAUAAUGAGGUGUACUGGGACCAGGUCAGCUUUAACUGGUCCAUAGGAGGCCUGCAUUUCUCUCAGAAGCAAGUGUUCUACAGCUCAUUUACAACCAGGGAGAACUUCAUCGAGAAUGUCAAUAAGAUCGACUACCUCGGCAGAGGCACCUACACCGACUGCGCCCUCAAAAACAUGACAUACAAAAUGACCCACCAAAACCUUAAGGAGAACGAGACUGCCCUCUUCUCUGUGGUCAUCACUGAUGGCUAUGUGACAGGAAGCCCAUGUGGGGGGAUCAAGGAGAUGGCAGAGAAGGCCCGAGACCAGGGGAUCCAUCUGUUCUCAGUGGCAGCAUCCAAGAUCAUUGACAAAUUAGGGAUGAGGGAGAUAGCCAGCUCUCCUAUUGAUGUGUACCGUGAUGACUAUAUAGCUGUGGACACUUGUUAUGAAGAAAAAUGCCUUAACAUUCCUGGGAUGCCUGGACCAAAAGGGUUUGACGGUUCAAAAGGUAGGAAAGGAGACAGUGGUAUUCCUGGCCCAAAAGGGGAAAAGGGGAGACAGGGUGAUCCUGGCAUUGAAGGUCGAAUUGGGCCACUCGGCAAAAAGGUUUGCUGA
This is a messenger RNA of Thunnus maccoyii (southern bluefin tuna), 819 nucleotides long. RefSeq names its product collagen alpha-2(VI) chain-like. The coding region runs from base 1 to 819 and encodes 272 amino acids. The transcript has 5 exons. NCBI's taxonomy places the organism in Eukaryota, Metazoa, Chordata, Actinopteri, Scombriformes, Scombridae. The record is from RefSeq and is a predicted model, not a curated record.